AGCAACUGCAGCCUCCCUGUCCCGACCCCUCACUUCAGGCGGGUGGGGGUCGCACGUUCAGGAGGGUGACGGUUUCGACGAUCAUCGACAGCAUUAUGGUCAUCCCGAUUGGCCGGAGGACGUCAUAGACGAGUAUGAUGACGAUGAGUACGAUGAAGAGGAAGAGGAUGAUGAGGAUGUCUUUGCAUUUGGCGUACCGGAAGCUGGAUCGCGUCCUGUGUCUUCUGCAAUCAUGCCCACUUCGCCCACGAGCAAAACAUCAGCCGUUACAUCGCAGACCGGCGCUCCAACCAGCCCAACACCGGACCAAAAUGCCUUUUACUCGCGUGCCCCCGCUCCUCACCUGUCCUCCCUCCCUAUCUCCCCCUUCUCUCAGUCCGUGGAUAGACGACAACCAGUUUCAACCACGACAUACGGUGCCCUUACCCCGCUCACACCGCUGGCUUCCUCCCAACCGCUCGCGGCCCACUUUGCUGUCCAAUCCGAGGAUUCUAUUCAGGCAGCACGGUCUUCCCCCGGCCAACGCAACUCUCCGCCAAGUACUAGCACCACCUUGUCUUAUCCUCUCGGUAGCGAUGCAGGCGAAGCUUAUCGCAUGCGAUCUUUGCCCAAGACUGCACGAAUGGCUCCCAGACUAGCUACCAUGCGCGAUGAAACAACAUCAUCUACCGCCCUGGAGAGCGGCACAUUGGGUGGGGCCGAUGAGGUUCAUGUCUCGCUGUCCGGUGACGGGCGCCCUGUUGUCGGAGGAAAGAAAGCAACUGAGGCUACUGCCGACAGCCUGGACUAUGUGGUGGAGGAUAUGUUUGGAGGCGAAGGCAGUCUGAAGACGUCCACAAUAGGAGACGAUGGAGAACCGGAGGACGAAGACUCUCCUUACCUGGAAGUACGCGCAUCGGUAUCCAACAUCGACGAUCCCGAUAUGCCUGUCCUAACUUUCCGCUUGUGGACGAUGGGGCUAGGGAUGUGCAUCAUCUCGGCUGCGCUUAACACGUUUUUUAAUUUUCGCUACCCUAGCCCGUACAUCAGCCCAAGCCUGAUAUUGCUGCUAUCGUAUCCCAUUGGCAAGAUCAUGGCAUACGCGUUGCCCAUGAGGGCAUACCAGGCUCCCAAAUGGCUUGGUGGUUGGGAGUUUACCCUUAAUCCUGGUCCCUUCAACGUGAAGGAACACGCGCUUAUUCUAAUCAUGGCAAAUGUUGCGGUCGCCCCCCCCUAUUCCAUGAACGUCAUCGUCACAUCAGAAAUGUAUUAUUCUGCAAACUUUGGAGUCGGCUUCAACUUUCUUAUUGUUCUGGCUACCCAAUUGACCGGAUUUGGGUUUGCUGGCUUAUGUCGCCGUUUCCUCGUCUGGCCUGCCAGUAUGAUAUGGCCGCAGAAUCUCGUUGCAUCGACUCUCCUCAACACCUUGCAUGCCGAAGAGGAUUUGGGAGACUCGGGGCAGGGCGUCUCCCGGUAUAAACUUUUCAUGAUUGCUGGAGCAGCCGCAUUUUUCUGGUAUUUUGUGCCAGGCUACUUGUUUAAUGCCCUGUCGUAUUUCUCAUGGGUGUGUUGGAUCUGGCCCAACAACGUCGUGGUCAAUCAACUCUUCGGUACAGUCAGCGGCCUUGGCAUGGGUGUUAUUACUUUCGAUUGGACUCAGAUUGCGUACAUUGCGUCGCCGUUAAUGAUGCCAUGGUGGGCAGAAUUGCACACAGGCAUCGGCUUCUUGUUAUCCGUUUGGGUGUUGGCCCCUGCACUCUAUUAUUCGAACAUAUGGAACUUCCCCUACCUGCCUAUGUUGUCACCGUUCUCUUACGACAAAUUCGGUCAGGUCUAUAAUGUCUCCAUGGUUGUCAAUGACCAGAUGCAGUUCGAUUUGGAGAAAUACAACCUGUACUCCCCGGUGUGGCUGCCGUGCACGUUCGCGGUCCUGUACAUUUUUUCCUUCGCUCUUUCCACUGCCGCAAUCUCGCACACAAUUUUGCAUCAUGGAGCCACCGUUUGGAAUGGUAUCCGCCGCGUUAAUGUCGAGAAGGAGGACAUCCAUUACAAACUCAUGAAGCGCUACCCCGAAGUUCCGCACUGGUGGUAUGCAGUGUUUGCAGUCUUCUUUUGGUUACUUGCCAUCGUCGCCGCAUAUGUCUGGCCAACAGAACUGCCGUUCUGGGGGUUAAUGUUAUCAAUUCUUGUGCCGAUUGUGUACCUAAUUCCUGCAGGCUUUAUCUACGCGCUCACUGGUUUGGGGCUCGGCAUCAACUUAGUAUCAGAGUCCAUCGCCGGCGUGCUCUUGAGUGGCAAGCCUGUGGCAAACAUGAUUUUCAAGGCGUACUCGCUGGAAACACUGGAGAACACACUGGCUUUCGUCCAAGAUCUCAAACUUGGGCAUUACAUUAAAAUCCCGCCUCGUGCGACCUUUGUAGCUCAAGUAGUGGCAACAUUCCUUGCUGCUCUUAUCCAAGUCGGAGUCAAAACAUGGCUCUUCAGCGCCGUUCCAGAUAUCUGUCAACCUACUCAAGCCCACAAUCUCACCUGCCCUAGGAAUUCUGUAUUCUUCACUGCCUCCGUGCUCUGGGGCCUGAUUGGACCUAUUCGCCAAUUCGGGCCUUCAUCGCCGUAUUAUCCAAUGGUGUGGUCGGCUCUUGUCUUCGGCACUCUAGCGCCGUUACCCUUUUGGCUUCUGGCUCGGAAGUAUCCGGAUUCCUUCUGGAAGAGCGUCAAUAUACCUGUUUUACUAAUCGCGCCUACCCUCCUUCCACCUGCCACUGGUAUAAACUAUUCCUCGUGGUUCGUUGUUGGAUUCAUUUUUCAAUAUGUGAUCCGACGAAGAUUCUUCCAAUGGUGGACCAAGUACAAUUAUAUCCUGAGCUCCGCUCUUGACUCAGGGACAAUCAUAUCGACAAUUCUUAUAUUCUUUAUUCUCCAGUUCCCAAAAAACGGUACCCUUGUACUGGAAUGGUGGGGGAACACUGUGUCGUUUGAAACUCUGGACGCUUCAGAGACGCUUCCACGGCUGUAUCAGAUCCCUCCGGAAGGGUUGUCAUGACAUGUACACAAUACUUCGGUGGAGGACGAGAUAUUUCUUCCUCCUUAGCUCGGAACAUCUUACAGGGUCUCUGCACUUUACACGCACUCUCUUUCAUUUCAGGAAUAGCCUGUUUUUCCUCAUCCACAUACAGUAAU
Dacryopinax primogenitus is the source of this 3159-nucleotide messenger RNA. Its product is annotated as OPT-domain-containing protein. Lineage: Eukaryota; Fungi; Basidiomycota; Dacrymycetes; Dacrymycetales; Dacrymycetaceae. Gene Ontology annotation, biological process: transmembrane transport. The coding region runs from base 233 to 3022 and encodes 929 amino acids. The record is from RefSeq and is a predicted model, not a curated record. Gene Ontology annotation, molecular function: oligopeptide transmembrane transporter activity. The transcript has 12 exons.